GUUAAGCUCUGGACUUGGGACUACGAUUAUUAUAAUUGCUUCUUUUGUAUUGAUAGGAUUAUAAUACAUCUACUUAUUACAGUAGAAUAAUAGUUUAAUAAUAUUAAUUAUUUUGUAAUCUGUUUUUAUACAUCUUUGAUCACGCCAUCCUUUAUCUGCUCGUUUAGUUUAUAUUUUAUUUUUCACCGUUCGUCGUAAAACAUUUUGGUGAAGAAUCUCUUAUUAACAAAAUACAUAACGCUUGUGUCCAAACCGCGUCGCUACCAGCUAGUCAACAUUUACAUCGUCUUAAAGUUUUAGAUGUGUUCAGUUGUCGGUAAUAAUAAGGAAACAAUGCAGAACGGAUUCACACAUAAGUUUAAGGUAGCGGAUCUAUCGCUAGCUGAAUGGGGUCGCAAAGAAAUCAUUUUAGCUGAAAAAGAAAUGCCCGGUUUAAUGGCACUACGUAAAAAAUAUGGUCCAUUGAAAAUUCUUAAAGGAGCUCGUGUUGCUGGUUGUCUUCAUAUGACCAUUCAAACAGCAGUCCUCAUUGAAACCCUUACUGAACUCGGCGCCGAAGUCCAAUGGUCUAGCUGCAAUAUCUUCAGUACCCAAGAUCACGCAGCUGCAGCCAUUGCCAAAGCUGGAGUUCCUGUCUUUGCCUGGAAGGGUGAGACCGAAGAAGAAUAUUUAUGGUGCAUUGAGCAAACACUAGUUUUUGCAGACGGUAAUCCAUUAAAUAUGAUAUUAGACGAUGGUGGCGACUUAACGACUUUAGUACACAAAAAGUACCCUCAAUUCUUGGACGGUAUUAAGGGAGUGUCUGAGGAAACCACCACUGGUGUCCAUACUUUGUAUAAAAUGAAAAAAGAGGGUAUUCUGAAGAUGCCAGCUAUUAAUGUAAACGAUUCCGUCACAAAAAGCAAAUUUGAUAAUUUGUACGGCUGCCGUGAAUCACUUAUUGAUGGUGUAAAGCGUGCGACAGAUAUAAUGAUUGCCGGUAAAGUUUGUGUAGUAGCUGGUUAUGGUGAUGUUGGCAAAGGUUGUGCUAUGUCGCUGCAAGCAUUUGGUGGUCGCGUCAUUGUCACAGAAAUCGAUCCAAUCAAUGCCUUACAAGCCUCCAUGGCCGGUUUCGAAGUCACUACGAUGGAAGAAGCUUGUUCAAAGGGUCAAAUAUACGUAACGACAACGGGCUGCAAAGGCAUAAUUACUGGAGCCCAUUUCCCGCUUAUGCCAGAUGAUGCUAUUAUUUGUAACAUUGGUCAUUUUGAUUGCGAGAUCGAAGUUACAUGGUUGGAAAAAAAUGCUGUUGAGAAAAUAAACAUUAAGCCUCAAGUUGAUCGAUAUACUCUUGCCAGCGGCAAGCAUAUAAUACUCUUGGCUGAAGGCAGAUUAGUUAAUUUAGGGUGUGCAACGGGGCAUUCGUCAUUUGUAAUGAGCACAUCGUUCACUAAUCAAGUUCUCGCUCAAAUUGAAUUAUGGACUCAAAAUGAUAAGUACAAAAAUGAUGUGUAUGUGCUCCCUAAGAAAUUGGAUGAAGAAGUAGCUGCAUUGCAUCUAGAACAUUUGGGUGUGAAAUUGACUAAACUUACAGAAGAGCAGGCCAACUAUCUUGGAAUCCCCGCUGAAGGACCUUACAAACCAGAACACUAUAGAUAUUAAUAGUUUAACUACUAUCAGUCUUUUAUUUUAUAAAAUUACAGUUUUUUUUUUCUUCAUUAAAUAAACCAAUACCAUCAUCAAAAA
Adelges cooleyi (spruce gall adelgid) is the source of this 1725-nucleotide messenger RNA. It is a transcript of the gene Ahcy, whose product is annotated as adenosylhomocysteinase. Gene Ontology annotation, cellular component: cytosol. NCBI's taxonomy places the organism in Eukaryota, Metazoa, Arthropoda, Insecta, Hemiptera, Adelgidae. Gene Ontology annotation, molecular function: adenosylhomocysteinase activity. Bases 301 to 1641 code for a protein of 446 amino acids. The transcript has 2 exons. The record is from RefSeq and is a predicted model, not a curated record. Gene Ontology annotation, biological process: L-methionine cycle.